CGAACAGGAAGCGAAUAUUUUCAGACUCGGACUCAGAGUGAGUAGAUGUCUGCUCCGCCCUGCUCCGUUUUUUCCGUGAACGAUUUAGACGCAAGGCAGACGUCCAGAUAGUCGCGUUCUGUGAUUAACUAAUAUUUGAAACGCCGUGAUUGUGAGAUUGGGGCCUUGAGUGCGAGUCAAGGGCGUGUUUGAAUCGCAAGUGCUGGAGAGACACACUGCCUCCUCCCCCCUCCUCCUACCCCUCACUGGAUGCUAGCUCUGUAGCCUUUGCAUGGUGCUGCACUCCUAGUUAAAGUUGCGUUGUAGUCCGUAUCUUUUUUUUUUACUUAUUUAUUCGGAGGCCAGGGCAAAAGAAGAUGGGAUGUACUCUGAGCACGGACGACAAGGCGGCGCAGGAGCGGAGCAAAAUGAUCGACAGGAACCUGCGGGACGACGGAGAGAAGGCGGCCCGGGAGGUCAAGCUGCUGCUGCUUGGUGCUGGAGAGUCUGGGAAAAGCACAAUUGUUAAACAGAUGAAGAUCAUCCACGAAGCUGGUUACUCAGAGGAGGAGUGUAAGCAGUACAAGGCCGUGGUCUACAGCAACACCAUCCAGUCCAUUAUUGCCAUCAUCAGAGCUAUGGGACGCCUCAAGAUUGAUUUUGCUGAUCCAGCCAGAGCGGAUGAUGCACGGCAGCUGUUCGUCCUGGCAGGCUCAGCAGAAGAGGGCUUCAUGACAGGCGAACUGGCCGGGGUCAUCCAGCGGCUGUGGAAGGACGGAGGAGUUCAGGCUUGCUUCAGCCGCUCCCGAGAGUAUCAGCUCAAUGACUCCGCAGCUUACUACCUAAAUGACUUGGACAGAAUAUCCCACGGUGCCUACGUACCCACCCAGCAGGAUGUGUUGAGGACCAGAGUCAAAACUACUGGUAUUGUGGAAACACACUUCACUUUCAAGGACCUGCACUUCAAGAUGUUUGAUGUAGGCGGACAGAGAUCAGAGAGGAAGAAGUGGAUCCAUUGUUUUGAGGGAGUCACCGCCAUCAUCUUCUGCGUGGCUUUGAGUGACUAUGACCUGGUGCUGGCUGAGGAUGAGGAGAUGAACCGAAUGCAUGAGAGCAUGAAGCUGUUCGACUCCAUCUGCAACAACAAGUGGUUCACAGACACCUCCAUCAUCCUCUUCCUCAACAAGAAAGACCUGUUUGAGGAGAAGAUCAAAAAGAGCCCUCUCACAAUCUGCUACCCAGAAUAUGCAGGCUCUAACACUUAUGAGGAGGCAGCAGCUUACAUUCAGUGCCAGUUUGAGGACCUGAACAAGAGAAAGGACACCAAGGAGAUUUACACCCACUUCACCUGUGCCACCGACACCAAGAACGUGCAGUUUGUGUUCGAUGCCGUCACUGACGUCAUCAUCAAGAACAACCUGAAGGACUGCGGCCUCUUCUAAA
Molecule: messenger RNA, 1422 nt
Organism: Toxotes jaculatrix (banded archerfish)
Lineage: Eukaryota; Metazoa; Chordata; Actinopteri; Toxotidae
Product: guanine nucleotide-binding protein G(i) subunit alpha-1
Exons: 8
Coding region: 357-1421 (354 amino acids)
Biological process (GO): adenylate cyclase-modulating G protein-coupled receptor signaling pathway
Cellular component (GO): heterotrimeric G-protein complex
Molecular function (GO): GTP binding; GTPase activity; G-protein beta/gamma-subunit complex binding
Source: RefSeq, a predicted model, not a curated record